Notolabrus celidotus (New Zealand spotty) is the source of this 1042-nucleotide messenger RNA. RefSeq names its product AF4/FMR2 family member 4-like. The record is from RefSeq and is a predicted model, not a curated record. The transcript is spliced from 8 exons. NCBI's taxonomy places the organism in Eukaryota, Metazoa, Chordata, Actinopteri, Labriformes, Labridae. The coding region runs from base 35 to 1042 and encodes 335 amino acids.
AGAUGAACGUGUGUGUGUGAGCUGAAUCAGCAGAAUGAGUCAGAGCACCAAAGGCAGACCAGCCUCUACUGCUCCUAAAUCUCAGCCUGGACCUGAUCCUGAGCCAGGACCCGAGUCCAGCUGUGUGUCCUUGAAGAGCGACCGGUCAAAUGACCGCUUCAUUAAUUUCAAAGGACCACAGUCCUCUGCUGCAAAGAGGACCAAAAGGAAAUCAGAAUCUGCUGGACCUGAUCCUGAGCCAGGACCCGAGUCCAGCUGUGUGUCCUUGAAGAGCGACCGGUCAAAUGACCGCUUCAUUAAUUUCAAAGGACCACAGCCCUCUGAUGCAAAGAGGACCAAAAGGAAAUCAGAAUCUUCUGGACCUGAUCCUGAGCCAGGACCCGAGUCCAGCUGUGUGUCCUUGAAGAGUGACCGGUCAAAUGGCCGCUUCAUUAAUUUCAAAGAACCACAGUCCUCUGCUGCAAAGAGGACCAAAAGGAAAUCAGAAUCUGCUGGACCUGAACCUGAGCCAGGACCCGAGUCCAGCUGUGUGUCCUUGAAGAGUGACCGGUCAAAUGACCACAUCAUUAAUUUCAAAGAACCCCAGCCCUCUGCUGCAAAGAGGCCCAAAAAGAGACCAGCCACUACUGGACCUGAGUCCAGCUGUGCUUCCUUGGAGAGUGACCGGUCAAAUGGCCGCUUCAUUAAUUUCAAAGGACCACAGCCCUCUGCUGCAAAGAGGGUUGUCCUGGAGAGCUCAAAGACAACUGGUGGUCAGUCUGCCCAGCAGGAUCAAACAGACAUGGAGUCUGUAUUUAUGGUGCUUGAAGACAACAUUAUCACUUUUGUGAGGAAGGAGCUAAAGAAGAUCCGGAAGGUUCUGAUUUCAGAUUACCAUGAAGACUCAGAGAGCGAUGAGGGAAGGUGGGAUGUUGAAGAUGAAUACCAAAGGAACUGGGAAAAGGCAUUUCUUCAGAUCACAGUGGACUUCCUGAAGAGAAUGAAGCAGGAGGAGAUGGCUCACUGUCUGCAGAGCAGUAAGACAUUUUCUCUAAAGAUUUAA